AAUGAUUCCUACAAUUAUUCAUUUAGUGCAAUUGAUUGUGCACACAUACUUUAUGUAUAUCAAUUUUGAUUCAAAAUCAAUUGAAGAAUUUUGGAACUAAAUCAAGUAUUUGACAAAUAUUAGCAAUUUGUGCAUGUACUCCUUCCUCCUUCCACAAAUUGUUGAAGACAUCAAAUUCAUUCGUAGAAGAGGAUGGCUCAUCAAUAUCCCAAGACAUCAUACUUUCACUCACUAUGCAUACUAGUGCAUGAAUCCAAUUAUAUUCAUAGUCAUGACUAUGUUUUGGACUAUGUUUCUGAUUGAUCCAAAGUUGAUCUUUGCUGAUAGAGAUAUUAGUUAAAUUGAUAUGGUCCUCAUGUUUUAUGUUCAUGGAGGAAACUGGAUCUUAAUGUAAGAAAUUUAACUAUUUUUAGGUAACUCAACCAAUUCGAAAAAUAACCUCAUUUAAAGAUGAGAGUCAAAGGACUAAUCUACUUUGUCUAUGUUAUACUUUAUUUUGGAAUUUAUGGUAUAUAUAUAUAAUAUAUUUAAAAUAGGCCUUCAUUAUUUGAUUUAUGAAUAACAUGUCUAUGGCUUCCAAGCAUUACUCUCUAAGUUCGAACUUGUCUCCAUGUAUGCCAUUUUAUUUGCCACACUAUUUGGCUUGGAUGUUCUUUACAAUAAGGUGUUAUUCAAGCCACGCCAUAAUUUUGUGUAAAUCAAAAAUCAUUGACGUU
Messenger RNA from Paramecium pentaurelia, 716 nucleotides. Lineage: Eukaryota; Ciliophora; Oligohymenophorea; Peniculida; Parameciidae. The record is from the annotation of a GenBank genome assembly.